AUGAAGCUUCAAACCGCUCUCGCCCUCCUCUUUGCCUCCGUGGCCAUUGCAGUUCCAGGCCAAGGCCAAGCGGGUAGCAAUGUGCUUGCCCGCAACCCUCAGAGGGGCCCUGUGCGCCCAUCUGGAAACUGCUGCUCGUACAUCCCCGGCACAUGCAAUUGCGGUUGCGGUCCUUGCGCCACCAACGACGAUCCUAAUGCUACCUGCCCUUAG
Molecule: messenger RNA, 213 nt
Organism: Colletotrichum gloeosporioides
Lineage: Eukaryota; Fungi; Ascomycota; Sordariomycetes; Glomerellales; Glomerellaceae
Exons: 2
Coding region: 1-213 (70 amino acids)
Source: RefSeq, a predicted model, not a curated record